Stegodyphus dumicola is the source of this 4716-nucleotide messenger RNA. RefSeq lists its product as uncharacterized. The record is from RefSeq and is a predicted model, not a curated record. NCBI's taxonomy places the organism in Eukaryota, Metazoa, Arthropoda, Arachnida, Araneae, Eresidae.
ACUAGGCUUCUGCGUGGUCACGUGCGUUCCAGAGCCGGUUUCGCAGUUCCAAGCGGUAACCAAGUUUUUUCGCGCCGUUCGAAUCACCUCAGUACAUUCACAAGUGAGCUGCUUACCUGGUCACCGCCUUUGACUCGUCUGGAUAGCCCCUGAAACAGUCGCCUACACAGCUUUCUGUUUACAAAUAUGUGACUAUGAGUGUUCAUAUGUGACCUCGUGCUGCGAUCUAUAGUGCCUUUGGGACCAUGCUUUCGUCGUUUACUUAGUUUUAACAUCAUAUUAUCAGCAAGCUCAUGAGGAGAGAGGAAUAUGAGAGGACAUAUGGCCGUCGAAGCCACGUGCCCCCUCCCAUGCCUUCUCCUCCUGAGGACCCCCGCAGCAGACGAUCCAGGACAAAGAUGAAAUGUCUGAUUUCCAUUGGGCUCAUCCUUCCAGCUCUAGCUGCAGUAAUAGGUGUUGCCGCCUGGGCUGUGAGUGCAGACGUGGUGAUGAACUCUGGCAACAACAGAAUCAGCAAAACUGAUAAUAGCUUGUUACAGAGUUUUUCAGUAGAUAAUGAUAACCGGAGAGAUAUAUUCAGAGCAAGAGAGGAAAAUGAAAGAUCUCGACCUCAACAUAGACCACUGCCCGAAACAUCACCGCCCGUUCGAACAUCAACUACUAUCAAGACUAGCAGCACUACAACAACUGCUGCUCCUCUGACUUUGUCCCCAAAAGAAGCUACCGACGUUAAUGCAAUAUUGUCGAAAUUAAUAUCUGCUUCGGGAGCUGCUUCAGGGGGAAGUGGACCACGUUUCGUUGUCGUUGCACCUCUACCAGACAAUGCCGAUGUUCUUCAAGGCCAAGGCUCGCCUUCCUCAGGUAUCGCUAGAGUCGAUCACACUGGUAAAAUCCAUUCAACAGAUAAUAACUGGAGUGUAUCUGGUAAAACUUUGCAUGAAUCAGAUCUAGUUGCCUCAGGAUCAUCACAAAACUAUCAGAAAGUGCCUUCUCCUAUCCAUCGUUCAACAAACAAUGCCAAUGUUACAGACAGGAUAGGCUUCACUAAUGGUGAGUCUUCUGCAACACGUAGAAUCGGAGAUAAAACAUUUGUGAUCAAUACAAAUGGUAACAAUCAUCGCGGUGGAGGUUUUAACAGCCCUCCUUUAGAACUGACAGGAUUUGAGCCUUUUGAUUCAAUGAUGCAGUUGGAUUCUCUCACCGGCAGUGCAUCAUCUUCGAAAGUUCUUCAUAAUCCACCACGGAAUUUCAAUUUACAGCAUAAGCGGGGACCACCACAAGGCAUUUAUGGUACACGUAAUCAUCUUAAACCUCUUCAAGACCAACAUAUUUUCACUCCUCAUGGAUUAAAAGCCAAUCCACCGCCUGGAAUGAUCGCAUCUCACCAGCCUGGAAUAGGUCUCAAGCCAAUUCAGCAGCAACUUCAUCAUAUGGACAAUGCUGGACCUCCAUUACGGCCAGAAGAAUCUAAUAGGUGGGGAACAUUAAGUUUUCCUCCAAGCCCACCUUACGUUCAUAAACCACCAGAAGGCAUAUCUCUGAGUAUCAGUUCACCCUCAAACAGUGGAACGCACGUGUCGUCUGAGCCUGUGAAUGUUAUCAAGAGCUUUUUUCUACCAUUCUUGCCAAAGCCAAGGCUUAACAUGAAUGCAAGAGUAGUUUUUGGUGUAGUACUAGAUAAAGGAGUAGGUGUAGGAGGUAAAAAAGAUGCUGGGCAUCAUCCAUUCCACUGAAAAAGUUUCAUAAAUUCCAGAAGAAAAUUCUGCUUUGUAAUUUAUGAAUAUGAAAUGAUCUUGAAUGUGAAAUUUAAAUGAAUAUCGCUGAGAAAUAUUUUUGAGCAUUUACUUUAGAUAUAGAAUUAUAUUUACAUAAUAGUGCAUUUAGUAGACAUUUGAUAUGAAAAUUUGUCGAAAAGGGAUUACUUGAUUAUUUAAGCUACAUCUAAAUGUUCUAUAAUCAGCGUUUCUCAAACAUUUUUUCUCCACUUUUAUAAAUUAGAAUGUUCAGCGGACCACUUAACUCUUGUCUCUUUCGAAAACAAUUUUUUUAGGUUAUGUUACUACCAGCAUACUUCUAUUUUUUAAGUAAAAUUAAUUAAAAUUCAUUUAAUUUUAUAUCAGUAUUAAGUAAUUAAGUUAAUAGAAAAAUUCGUAUUCGUUUUUACUAAUUCAAGAUAUAUUUAUUUUAUUAACUAAAAACUAAAUAAAUGUUGGUACUCAUAUUAGUGAGAUGGAUGGGUCUGCCUUAGUGUUCUAUCUUUAUUUGUAUGACUGUAAGCUUUUAGUCAGAUCGGCACAUACAUCAAGUCAAUUUCGGUACUUUCUUUUUACUUGAGUUGGUGAUGAAAACAAUUUUUUUACGCAAAUACAUAGAAAAAAGCUGAAUUAAAAUUGUUAAACACUAUUGCACAGUUCGUUCAGAGCCGUAAGUACGGUUUUCAGCGCCCGAGGCAAUUGAAGAUUUCGCGCCCACCUCCUAUUUACCAAGAAUGGAAAACAUUUCAUUCUAAAAUUUCUUAGCAUCAAUUUGGCGUCCCCUGGAUGCUGCGCUCGGGGACAAAUGUCUCUUUUUGCUCCUCCCUAGCUACGCCUCUGAGUUCGUUAUGCACCGUUUUCUAUACUUAACAUAUCAACGCAACAGAGUUGGAGAUUUUUUACAGAUGAAAAUGUAAAAGCUAGUUAUCGGGUGCAAGUUGGUAGUUUUCACGCCUUUUCUUAGAUUCCCAAACUAUCGAUAUUUAUCUGAAGUCGAUAAACAUUAUCAGCAUAUGAAAAGAAAACGUGCUUUAGCAAUUUAAAAUACAAAUUUGAAUUAUUGAAUAAGGAUUGUAUGAUGCAUUAAAAAAUAAAACAAUGAUAUUCAUUUUCAAAUUUUUUUAUAUUUUUUUUUUUUUUUUUUUUUUUUUUUUUUUUGCGUUGUUCUUCUCUGGAAGAACACAACGAUUUGUUUUCGCUUUAAAAGCAUCAGAGAAUUGCGGAAAAUCGGCUUCGUGCAGUCCUCAGCAACAACAGUUAUCUAAGAAACCCAUUUCCUCGUUGUUCCCUUCAGCACAUUUUCUAUAUUCCUGCAAAAAUUUUACACACAUACACACACACACACACACACACACACACACAUAUAUAUAUAACGAAUAUUCACGAAAAUGACGGUGUUGUUUGAUUGAAACGAUUGUUAUGAGCUUGGUUUUCGGGAGAAUGGUUAUACGCAUGGUUAUCAGAGUUCGGCAUAUUCUGAAAAAUCUAACUUUUACUAAUGUGGUACUUUGAUAUAUAAGUAACCGUUUUUAUUGGCAAUGCGUCUAGUAGCGCCGGAUGUUGGAAAAAAGAUGGCGAGAAGCACCACAAUCAUAGUAUCUUAAAACACUAUUUUGUUGCAAAGACUAGAAUUAGAAGUCGUACUUACGUAGAGUAAUCGGUAAUAAAUUUCAGAAAAUGUCAGUCUUGUUAGGGUAAGUAAGAAGCCAUUGCUAUGUGCAAUCUCCUAACUGCGAGAUUUUCAACUGUAGAGCGAUAUACACUGUUAAUUUAAAUUUUACUUUUUGUCUUUUUUGGAAAUCUGGAAGGCCCACAAGGGUAAGCUUUGAAGAUCAGUUGUGGUUCGCGGACCACAGUUUGAGAAACGCUGCCCUAAAUAAACAUGAAAUAAAGAGUCAAAUAAACAUAAAACGAUAAUCUGUAAGUUAUAUUAUAUUUGAAAUAAUUCAUAAGAAACGAGUAGUGAAUGUAGAAAUGUUGGUGUCAAAAUAUACAUUAUUCUCAAUCCUUAUUUAUUUGCAUGAGAAUUUAUUUAAUGCCAGAUUUUUGAACAAAAUUUUCGCAUAAUAAAUGCGGCCAAUAACAAUAUUCUUGGUUUGUUAUAAGCUGAAAUAAAAUUCCAUCGGAGUGAAACACAGACAGUCCCAAAAGCUGUGAACAUAAACAAACCAUAAUUGAUUAAGUUAGAAGCUAAAUGAAUCACUCUAAAUGAAACAGUGAUCUAACUAGGUUUAUUAGCCUUUAUUGACUAUUCUAAUUAAAUAUUAUUCCGUUUAUGUAUGUUAUCUCUUGCGUAAUUUGAUUGAAAAUUUGUCAGAUUGCACAAUUACCAUCCAUCUACUGUAUUUUUCUAUUAAAUUGACUCUCGGUUCCAAUCAAAGCAAAUGGAAUUUUAUUUCGCCACUUUAAAAAUCAAUGUGUAGUUAUUAAUCUUUUGCCAAAUUAGUAGAGGAAUAUCUAGUUUUUUUUUUUUUUUUGUUUUGUUAAAUAUUUUGUAAAUAUACUUUUGUUUAAUAAUGUCUUUUCUCCUUAGCGUACUUAUUUAAAAAAAAAUGGUGAAACUGAGAUUUUUGGUAAGAAAAUAUAAACUAAGUUUUUUUAGUUUGAUUUGUCCUAGUUAAUGUUAUUUUAAAAAAUCAAUUUGUUUUCCUGUUUAAAGAAUCGUUAGAUUUAUUUUUUACGUCCCCACUCUUGGUUUCUUUUUACAUUCAGGCAAAUGACUGACAAAAAUGACAUUAUUGUCUCUUAAAUAUCAAGAGAUAUGAGAAUAUUUUGUUAUUAAUACUAACUUACUCAACUGCAUUUUAAUAAUUUAGUAUUAAAAGUGUUUUUUCUAGUGAUAUCAUAGCAUGUUCCUGUUUUAAGAGCGAAUCAGUCCAUCUGCUUGGCAUUCUUUUAAUUGCUUUCUUAGAUUGUUCCCGUUCACUUUAAUUUCGUGCAGGACACGAAACUGAAAGCAAAA